This is a messenger RNA of Glycine soja, 3603 nucleotides long. RefSeq lists its product as uncharacterized. The record is from RefSeq and is a predicted model, not a curated record. The transcript is spliced from 17 exons. Bases 314 to 3262 code for a protein of 982 amino acids. NCBI's taxonomy places the organism in Eukaryota, Viridiplantae, Streptophyta, Magnoliopsida, Fabales, Fabaceae.
CAGAAACUAGAAAAUCACGAAACACAAGGCGAAAUGGAAAAUCAAAAUCUGGAAGAGAAAACGCAUCCCCAACGCAGGGUUAGUUUUGGCAUUAAGAUCCCUUCUUCAACCAAACCCACCCUGUCUUUUCUUUUACGACCCCAAAUCCCAAAUCAAAUCAUUCACUCUUUCCCUUUUUUUCAAACCCUAACUUUCCUUUCCCUUCCAAACCCAACAAUCCCCCACGCGCUAGUGCAAUCCACGCAGUUUCUCGAAUCUUCCGUAAUUGAUUUCGUCUUAUCGUGAUUUUUUGUAUCAUCAAUAGGUCCAUUCAAUGGCGAAGGGCGCCGAUUCCGACGAGUUCGUUGUGCUUUCUAGGGUUCGUACGGGUCUCAAGAGGGAGUUCGCAUUCGCCAUGAAGGCCCAAUCUGAGAUCUGCGGCGGCUCUCUGGGCCGAACGCGGGCCAGCAAGAACCGGGUCGAGGCCCCGGUUCAGCCCCCCUCGGCCCGGAAAAGGUCGAGGAAGUCCGAGGAGGCGAAAACCUUGGAGGAUGCUAUGAGCGAGGAAGAGGUCAAGAGCGACGUGGUGGAUCUUCAGAGCGAUGAUGAACCUAAGAAUAAUAAUCACGUGGGAGAAUCAGAAUCCGCGGCAAUGCAGGUUUGUGAGGAGGAACCCAAGAGUGACGUGGUGCUAGAGACUCUUAUCAGCGAAGAGCAACCGAAGAUGUUAGAACCUGAAUCUGUUAUCAGCGAAGAGGAACCGAAGGUGUUGGAUGAUGUUAUCAAUGAAGAGGAAGCGAUUGUGGCCGAGACGUUGAAGGAACAGGAACCUAUUGUGCCUGAGACAUUGAAGGAAGAGGUUGUGGAUGAGAUGGCAGAACAACCCCUUUGUAUAGAGGAAUCGGAGGAGAAAGAUUCUAAUGGGGUUGCCCUAGCUUUGGUUAAUGAUGGUGCUAAGGGGAAGAAGAGCAUGAAGAAGCGGUUGGAGAGACCUCAAUCGGAGAGAAGGUUUACGCGGUCGGCAUUGAAGGUAAAAUCCGAGGAAACAAACGAUGGGGAACAUGUUGGUGUGGCUGGAAUUAGUGAUGGUGUUAAGAGGGAAACUGAAGCUGGGGCUUCGUUGGUAAUGACUACUCCUAGUUCGGUGAAGUUUUCGAAUAGAGGGAAACUGAAGAAGUUUCCUGCCAAGUUGAGGGAUCUUCUGGCAACAGGGAUUCUUGAGGGGCUGCCAGUGAUGUACAUGAAGGGAGUGAAGGCAGGUUGGAAAGACGGGGAAAAGGGGCUUCAAGGAGUGAUUCAAGACUCUGGUGUUUUGUGCUUUUGUAAGAUUUGUAAGGGGGUUGAGGUUGUCACACCCACUGUGUUUGAGCUGCAUGCUGGCAGUGCAAACAAGCGGCCCCCUGAGUAUAUUUACAUCCAUGAUGGGAAUAGUGGAAAAACCCUCCGUGAUGUCAUGAAUGCCUGCUGCUGUUGCGAUUUUCCAUUGGAGUCCAUGGAUGAGGCUGUCCAAAAGCUCCUUGGUGACUUCACUAUGAAGAAAUCUUCCAUCUGUUUGAACUGCAGAGGGGCAUGCAAGGGUGUGUCAAGGCUAGUAUGUGAUUCAUGCUUAGUAAGCCCCGCUCAAACAGCCGUGGCUAGCAACAAAGGAAUUUCACAACCAGUUCAACCCAGAUCACCAGAACCAGUUGUGAUUCAAAAAUCAUUAGACAAUGAAGUGCAGCCAAAUUCAUUACACAAUGAGGUGCAGCCAAAUAAAUUAGACACUGGGAUGCAGCCAAACUCAUUAGACAAUGGCAUGGAGCCAGAUUCACUAAACAAUAGUAUGAAGCCAAAAUCGUUUAGCAAUGGGAUGAAGCACAGUGCAUCUCGUGGUAAGAGUCAGGGAAGACUAACUAGGAAGGAUUUGCGCUUGCAUAAGUUGGUAUUUGAAGCAGAUGUUUUGCCAGAUGGAACUGAACUAGCCUACUAUGCUCAUGGACAGAAACUGUUGGUUGGUUACAAAAAGGGAUAUGGAAUUUUUUGUACCUGCUGCAAUGAGCAGGUCAGUGCCUCUCAGUUUGAAGCUCAUGCUGGCUGGGCAUCUCGACGCAAACCUUACCUGCACAUAUACACAUCUAAUGGAAUCUCUCUCCAUGAGUUGUCCAUCUCUUUAUCAAAAGAUCAUAGGAGGUUUUCCAACAAUGACAAUGAUGAUCUCUGCAUCAUAUGUGAAGAUGGAGGGGAUCUUCUGUGUUGUGAUGGAUGCCCUAGAGCUUUUCACAUAGAUUGUGUCCCUUUACCAUGCAUUCCUAGUGGUACUUGGUAUUGUAAGUAUUGCCAGAAUGUUUUCCAGAAAGACAGGCAUGGGCAACACGAGGUGAAUGCUCUGGCAGCUGCAGGAAGGAUUGCAGGCCCUGAUAUUUUGGAACUGAUGAACAAAAGAUGCAUUCGUGUUGUCAGAACUUUAGAAGUUGACCAUGGUGGAUGUGCCUUGUGCAGUCGUCCCAAUUUCAGUAAAAGCUUUGGUCCUCAGACAGUAAUUAUUUGUGAUCAGUGUGAGAAAGAAUAUCAUGUUGGAUGUUUGAAGGAUCAUAACAUGGAGAACCUAGAGGAAUUGCCUGUUGGAAAUUGGUUCUGUAGUGGAAAUUGCAGUCAAAUUCAUACUGCUCUGAUGGAUCUGGUGGCUUCUAAGGAGAAGGAUGUCCCAGAUCCCCUUCUAAAUUUGAUUAAAAAGAAGCAUGAAGAGAAAAGUUUAGACAUUGGAGCUGGUCUUGAUGUUAAAUGGAGGGUUAUAAACUGGAAGUUAGAUUCCGAUUCUGUUGAAACUAGGAAAUUGCUUUCAAAAGCUGUUGCCAUUUUCCAUGAGAGGUUUGAUCCUAUAGUUGAUUCAACAUCUGGCCGUGAUUUCAUUCCUGCAAUGUUAUUUGGAAGGAACAUUCGUGGUCAGGAUUUUAGUGGAAUAUACUGUGCAGUGCUUACUGUCAAUGGGGAUAUCGUGUCUGCUGGAGUAUUUCGUGUCUUUGGGUUAGAAAUAGCUGAGCUUCCAUUGGUGGCGACAACUGCUGAUCAUCAAGGACAGGGUUAUUUUCAGUGCCUGUUUUCUUGUAUUGAGACGCUACUUGGAUCUUUAAAUGUGAAAAACCUUGUCCUACCAGCUGCUGAUGAAGCUGAAUCAAUAUGGACUGGUAAAUUUGGCUUUACAAAGCUACCUCAAGAUGAGAUAAACAAAUAUAAGAAAUUUUAUCGCAUGAUGAUAUUUCAAGGGACCUCAGUGUUACAGAAGCCUGUUGCUGAAGCACUCUGAAGUACUUUCUAGCUGGAGUUUGUGUAAAGUUUUUUGGAGGGCCCCGUAUGCAAUAGACUUCUUUUUCUUGGUUGUUUUGAUGGGUGCAGAUCACAGGCGGUUUAGUAUGUACAGGGAUCUGCCUUUUUUGGUGUACAGAAAAACUGACAACCACCUCUAGCUGUUAUUUGUUUUCUUAGCAAAGGAAUGAAAGGGGGAUAGAGUUGAAAAUAGAGGAAAGCUAGGACAAGGGGAUUUUGUGAAACUAGCCAAAAUUUUGGUUAAUGUUAUAAUUCAUUUAUUAUUGACCAAAUUGGUUUUAACCUCCUGUUUAUAGUGUAGUGAUUUUCCUUUUCCUUGCA